GCCAUCUUGGCCGGGGAAGCGCUGCCGCCACCGCCGCCAAACAAACCCGAGAGCGGCACCGCGGGGGGAGGAGGGGUCGAGUUGCCGAGGAGUCUUUCGAUGUGCCGGGCACGGCCGGCCAGGGAGGCUGAGCUCUGCGGGAGCACAGGGAGAAGAUGCCUGUGGUGUGGCCAACGCUUCUGGAUCUCAGCAGAGAUGAGUGCAAGAGGAUCCUUCGCAAACUGGAACUGGAGGCAUAUGCAGGUGUCAUCAGUGCCUUACGUGCACAGGGAGAUCUUACGAAAGAGAAGAAGGAUCUUCUUGGAGAACUCUCUAAAGUGCUUAGUAUUUCAACAGAGAGACAUCGUGCUGAAGUUCGAAGAGCAGUAAAUGAUGAACGGCUAACGACUAUUGCACACAAUAUGUCUGGGCCAAACAGCUCUUCGGAAUGGUCUAUAGAAGGUCGUCGGCUGGUGCCGCUGAUGCCACGGCUUGUUCCACAAACAGCUUUCACUGUUACAGCUAAUGCAGUUGCCAACGCAGCUGUUCAGCACAACGCGUCUCUUCCAGUCCCUGCAGAAACUGGAAACAAGGAAGGUGUCAGCUGCUCGGAUGAUGAUGAAAAGCCCCGCAAAAGACGGCGAACUAAUUCUUCCAGUUCUUCCCCUGUUCUCCUGAAAGAAGUCCCGAAGGCAGUGACUCCUGUCACUAAAACUAUCACAGUGCCUGUAAGUGGCAGCCCCAAGAUGAGUAAUAUAAUGCAGAGCAUUGCCAACUCCUUACCGCCACACAUGUCGCCAGUGAAAAUAACCUUCACUAAGCCCUCAACACAGACAACAAACACAACAACACAGAAGGUGAUUAUAGUAACCACAUCUCCAAGCUCAACUUUUGUACCCAACAUCCUUUCCAAGUCUCACAACUAUGCAGCAGUUACAAAACUUGUUCCAACAUCAGUCAUCGCCUCAACUACUCAGAAACAACCGGUGGUUAUCACUGCUUCUCAGUCCUCUCUGGUCAGCAGUAGCACCAGCAGCAGUAGCUGUUCCACUCCUUCCUGUACUGCAAGUACAAUUGCUGUGACUGCUGUGGUAUCAUCAACGCCAUCUGUGGUCAUGUCAACGGUAGCACAAGGUGUAUCCACAUCGGCGAUCAAAGUAGCCUCUACCAGACUUCCAUCCCCAAAAGGUUUGGUUGGGAAUCCAACGCAGAUCUUAGCACAGUUCCCCAAGCAGCAUCAGCAGUCCCCCAAGCAGCAACUGCACCAAAUGCAACAGGCCCAGCAGCAGCAGCCACAGCAGCAGCAACAGCAGCAGCAGCCACAGCAGCAACAACAGCAGCAGCCACAGCAACAACAGGUGGCACAGUCUUCUGUAGCUCAACAGCAGCCCCAGCAAUCUCAGUUUCCACCUGGCAUCAAGCCCACCAUUCAGAUCAAACAGGAAUCAGGUGUUAAAAUAAUCACUCAACAGGUGCAGCUCAGUAAAAUCCUUCCCAAACCAGUUACAGCGGCAUUGCCCAGCAGUAGCAAUUCACCUAUUAUGGUGGUUAGCAGUAAUGGGACUGUCAUGACAACUAAACUGGUCACUACUCCCUCUGGAACUCAAGCAACAUACACACGGCCGACGGUCAGCCCCUCUAUAGGGGCUCGGAUGGCUGGAACUCCAGGGGCUGCAACUUAUGUGAAAACCACGAGUGGUAGCAUCAUUACAGUAGUACCAAAAUCACUGGCUACUCUGGGAGGCAAGAUUAUCAGCAGUAAUAUUGUUUCUGGAACUACAACCAAAAUCACUACAAUUCCAAUGACAUCCAAACCCAAUGUGAUUGUUGUGCAAAAGACUACUGGAAAAGGAACCACAAUUCAAGGGCUUCCUGGCAAAAAUGUUGUCACAACAUUGCUGAAUGCUGGGGGGGAGAAAACUGUUCAGGCAGUGCCAGCAGGAGCAAAACCUGCUAUCAUCACUGCCACGAGACCCAUCACAAAAAUGAUUGUUACACAGCCAAAAGGAAUAGGGUCCACGGUCCAGCCAGCCACCAAAAUCAUCCCAACUAAAAUUGUUUAUGGUCAGCAAGGGAAAACGCAGGUUCUCAUAAAACCAAAGCCAGUGACAUUUCAAGCAACAGUUGUGAGUGAACAAACUAGGCAGUUGGUAACUGAAACAUUACAGCAGGCGUCAAGGGUAGCGGAGACAGGAAAUUCAUCUCUUCCAGAAGUGAAAGAAGAACCACAAAGCUACACUGAUAGCAGCUCUUCUUCUACAGAGUCCUCGCAGAGCUCCCAAGAUUCUCAGCCUGUAGUCCAUGUGAUUGCUUCCAGAAGUCAAGAUUGGUCAGAACAUGAAAUAGCUGUGGACACCAGCCCUACAAUAAUUUACCAGGAUGUAUCCAGUGAAUCUCAGUCGGCUACUUCCACGAUAAAAGCUUUGCUAGAACUUCAGCAGACAACAGCAGUGAAGGAGAAGUUAGAAUCAAAGCCAAGGCAGCCUACGAUUGACUUGAGCCAAAUGGCUGUCCCAAUACAGAUGACCCAAGAAAAGAGACACUCUCCAGAAAGCCCUUCAAUUGCUGUAGUAGAAUCAGAAUUAGUUGCUGAAUAUAUCACAACUGACUCAGGAAGACAACACUGUCUUGGUUCACAUUCGGAAGAAUAUCUACACAACCACAUAGUUAGUCAUCGGUCCCAACCCCACCAGCAGUCAUCCCAGCCCCAGAGGACUCUGCUGCAGCACGUGGCUCAGUCACAGACAGCAACGCAGACUUCUGUUGUGGUGAAAUCUAUCCCCGCAUCCUCCACAGGCGCAAUUACCCAUAUCAUGCAGCAGGCCUUAAGCAGUCACACUGCGUUCACCAAACAGAGUGAACAGCUUGGAACCGAGGAGGGAGAAGUAGAAGAGAUGGACACCUUAGAUCCUCAGACUGGCCUAUUCUACAGAUCUGCCCUGACACAAUCACAGGCACAAAAACAACAAAAACUGAGUCAGCCGCAGCUGGAACAGACUCAACUGCAAGUGAAAACUCUGCAAUGUUUCCAGACUAAGCAGAAGCAGACAAUCCACCUGCAGGCCGACCAAAUCCAGCACAAACUCCCACAAAUGCCCCAGCUUUCUAUAAGGCAUCAAAAGCUAACCCCCCUGCAGCAAGAGCAAGCACAGACCAAACCAGAUGCACAGCAUCCCCCCCACCACAUGAUGGCCAAAGAAAGGCAGCUUCCUACCUUAGUGGCGCAGCCACAGCAAACUGUAGUACAGGUGCUUGCAGUAAAAACCACGCAGCAGCUGCCCAAACUGCAACAGGCACCAACGGCACAAAAAAUCUACAUGCAACCCCAACCCCCCCAGAGUCAAAUGCAGCUACCUGCCUCUUCAGAGAAACAGCCAGCAAGCCAGACUAUCCCUCGAUAUUCCAUCCCUUGUCACUCCAGCUCCAACGUGGUAGUGGAACCCAGCGGGCUCCUGGAGCUCAACAACUUCACCAGUCAGCGUCUCGAUGAUGAGGAGACUGCAGUGGAGCAAGACGUGGACAGUAGCGCCGAGGAUGGCACUGAGCCCAGCCCCUCUCAGAGUUCUGCUGAACAAUCCUAAGGAAUGGGGACGCUGGAGUGCACUUUAACCUAUCUGGGGAUUUGAGUAUCCCAGAUGCCCUUGUUUUGUGAUGUCUUAGAGCACUUUGCCUAUUAGAGUUGUUCAUUGGACCCUUGAAGCAUCAGUGUGUUUUAACAAGACAGUAUUGCAAAAGCUGCAUCUUAGGAAUUGUUUCCAAAAGAAAAAGAGGUAUAGUUACUGAGAUAUAGUAAUCCCGUGACAGUGGAAUGUACUCCUGAUAACAAGCAAAUCUGCAGCGAAUUCUACAGCCCGUGCUAUUGAAGCCCUUGCCCAGAUACUGAAAGAGCUUUCAUUGAAAAGGGAUCUUUAAUUUGCUGCGUCUUUUUGUUAGCUGCUGAGCAAAACACCAUCAAAGAAGAGAAUGUGUAAUAAAUAUUUGUAUUUUUAAAUAGCAUGUGAGAGAAACUGUCUCUGACAGUGCUGGAAAAGCCCCAGGAGUUUUGGAAUUGGUUAGCUUUCUUGCACUUGUGCUCACUUAGAGUUAAGAUUUUUUCAUAAGCCGAAAAAUAUAGUUUAUUUUUUUAAAAUUCUUGUUGUUGAAUGUUUGGAAAUAAGCAAAAUCACUAACUGGUAGCAGUGUGGAUUUGCUCGUGGGUUUUUGUUUUCAUGCUUUACAGGAAUUAGGGUAACGGUGUACGAGCUGUUUCUUCGUGCCAUAAGCACAUGAAAUGCUCAUCGGCUCUAGUUGAUCUCUGAUUAUUUAUUUAAAACUUAAAGUGAGUCCAAGUUGUUUAAAAAGUUCCUGUUAAACAGGCAGGUGUGUAAAUUCUAGUACAAAAGGGUUGUGGGGGAUGUAUUUUGCUAUAUAUCCAUUUUUCAAAACUGGGGGAUAAGUGGUUCCACGUCUUUAAAAGCUGAACCUCGGAGCUUAGAAGUGAGCGAAGGCUUUUAAAAAAUCUGUAUUUUACUCUGACAUGCUGUUUUUAAAGCGACCACUUGGGGAGUUUCGAUGCUGAGAUCAGUAAACAGUGGUGGGUCUCUGAAAUCAGCCUUAUGACUUGGCUUGUUGAAGCAAUACAUUGGGUUUCUGUGAUAGUUACAAGCCACAGAGAGGGGGGUGUGGGUUCGGAUGGGAUAUGAGAACCAGUUUUAAUACGUUCUGCUAAUGAAGACAAUACUUUUUUGUUUUGAAAUGUAUAUAAAAAAAACACGUUUUUAACUGUUUUGUAUAGAUUUCAUUAUAAAUAACUAAGCAUUUUAAGACUUUGACAUAUCAUUUAAUUGUAUAUACAUCUAUCAGCCUAACUGCCCACUUUUUUGGUGCUGGAGUACUACUGUAAGUAGAUUUCAUCCAAAGUCUAAUACAGUUUUUUGCGUCAGUCUUUUUUUUAAGCUGUGAUUUUACUGUUGAUAUUGUAGUUACGAUUAAAUUCAAACUAGAGUGACUCAAACGGAAAAUACAAAACCUAAAACGUUG
Lagopus muta (rock ptarmigan) is the source of this 4998-nucleotide messenger RNA. RefSeq names its product EMSY transcriptional repressor, BRCA2 interacting (gene EMSY). Gene Ontology annotation, cellular component: nucleoplasm. The coding region runs from base 156 to 3560 and encodes 1134 amino acids. Gene Ontology annotation, biological process: regulation of DNA-templated transcription. NCBI's taxonomy places the organism in Eukaryota, Metazoa, Chordata, Aves, Galliformes, Phasianidae. The record is from RefSeq and is a predicted model, not a curated record. The transcript has 19 exons.